Molecule: messenger RNA, 384 nt
Organism: Aspergillus nomiae NRRL 13137
Lineage: Eukaryota; Fungi; Ascomycota; Eurotiomycetes; Eurotiales; Aspergillaceae
Product: profilin
Exons: 4
Coding region: 1-384 (127 amino acids)
Cellular component (GO): cell cortex
Molecular function (GO): actin monomer binding
Source: RefSeq, a predicted model, not a curated record
AUGAGCUGGCAAAAUUAUGUCGACACUUCCCUUGUAGGGACUGGUCACGUCGACAAAGCCGCUAUAAUUUCAGGCACAGGUGACAGUACGUGGGCAUCGAGCCCCGGUUUCAGCCUUACAACGGAUGAGUUUGGGAGCUUUAUCGCAGGUUUCAGUGAUGCGAGUUCUCUUCAUUCGAAUGGCGUUUUUAUCGAUGGACAGAAGUAUCAGGUGGUCACAGCAAACGCAAACACGAUUUAUGGCAAAAAUGGAACGGAGGGCGUGUAUGCCUACAAAACGAAGCAGGCUGUUGUCGUGGCGCAUAGUCCCGACGGAGUGGUACAUAAGACGGCUGCCGAUACGGUGCAAGCCCUAGGCGAGUACUUAACCGGGUUGGGAUACUGA